AUGGGAGGAUGCGGUCAGUGGCACCUUAAGACGGAAGUGAAUGAAGUAUCGGAAACGUGGCACUUUAAGGCAGAGUCGCCACAAAAUCUUUUGGAGGCAUCGAACGAGCAGAAGCAACAAGACAAUACAUUAGGUGACGAUGGCGAUCGGUGGUGGAUUCAGUGUUCAGUGAUGGAGCCAAGGGGAAAUAUCGGGCCUACUGGUGGAGAUGGGCAGUACUAUUCACACAGCUUUAGAGCUAUUCGACUAGGCCAUAUGACAUCAGGCUUCAUUGCAGAUAGAGUUGAGGACCGUGAGAAGGAGAAAGAGAGAGAGAGAGAGAAGGGCAGAGGCAGAGGUUUCCUUUCGAUCAUCUGCAUUUGGCAGCUAUUAGUUGUGUGA
Messenger RNA from Brugia malayi, 381 nucleotides. RefSeq lists its product as uncharacterized. The record is from RefSeq and is a predicted model, not a curated record. The transcript has 3 exons. The coding region runs from base 1 to 381 and encodes 126 amino acids. Lineage: Eukaryota; Metazoa; Nematoda; Chromadorea; Rhabditida; Onchocercidae.